UGCACCGUUAUUCCACGGGACGGUGCGCAGUCAGCCGCCUGCACGCACUCAAUCUCUGCGCCGCGGACCUGCGCGCUGACUUCGGAUAAACUUUUCUUCUUUUUUACGCAUCUCCAAGGAGCGAAGGAGUUUUAUUGUUUAGUUUUGUGUUGCAAGAGGAUUGUCUGAUCCGCUCCUGAAAAUGCUGUUUGAGGAAUUGGAAUGAAAGUUCACUGAUCUGCAGGAAUCAUUCUCUCCAUUCUGAGGAUUUGGGCUGAAAUUAGUCGGAGCGCAGCGCGGGAUAAAAUAACUCUCCUGGAGUAUUUCGGGGACACAGAGACAUUGUGUGUGUGGAAAUAAGCAAGAGUCUCUCAUUGAUUUUCACUGGAACUUAUUUUCUGGAGUACAAUGCUUUAAUGAGCGCUCGGUAAAGUUGAUGCAUCAUAGGCAUGGACUCUGUCUGAGAAAGGUGGACUGGCUCACUGACCAUGGCGCUCACAGGUAGGGGCUCAGGCCGCUUUCAUUUGAUUCUGCUCCUGCUGUGGACUCUGUCGCACAACUCCGCGUCCAGCCAAGUCCGUCAAGAGUUCCAGGUCCUGGAGGAGCAGCCCGUCGGAACCUACGUGGGCACGAUAGAGACCAAGCCCAGCUUCACGUACCGCUUCAGCGAGAACCAUAAACUUUUCGCCAUCAACGGCUCCACGGGGGUCAUUUACACCUCCUCCGUGAUUGACAGAGAGCUUUUGCAAAGUGAUGUCAUCAACGUCGUGGUGCUGUCCAGCCAGCCCACGUACCCCACCGAGGUCCGGAUAGUAGUUCUGGAUAUUAACGACAACUCCCCGGUGUUUCCCGACGCGUCGAUCGUGGUCUCCUUCAAGGAGGACGCCAGCAGCGGCAGGCAGGUCAUCCUGGACACCGCCACCGACUCGGACAUAGGAAGCAACGGGGUGGACCACACCACGUACAGAAUAGUGAAAGGCAACGAGCAGAGGAAAUUCCGCUUGGAUAUAACAGUCAAUCCUAGUGGAGAGGGGGCAUUCUUGCACCUCGUUUCGACCGGAGGCUUGGACAGGGAAGUUACUCCCUUCUACCAGCUCCUGAUCGAGGUGGAGGACAAAGGGGACCCGAAAAAGUUCGGCUACCUGCAAGUUAACGUCACCAUCCAAGACAUAAAUGACAACCCCCCUCUCUUUGACCAAGACCAGUAUCAGACCAGUGUGUUUGAGGAUGCAGCAGUGGGCUCCAGCAUUCUGCAGAUCACAGCCUCAGAUCAGGAUGAGGGAGCCAAUGCAGAGAUCAGGUACUUCUUAGAUGAGGGGACGCCUUUUCAAAUUGACCCAAAAGCUGGUACAGUUAUUAUAAAAGAGGGUUUGGAUUAUGAGAGCAAGAGAGAGUACUCCCUGACUAUUCACGCUGUAGACAACGGAGUGCCCUCCCUGUCAGGCAGGACGGAGGCCACUGUUAAACUUUUAGAUGUGAAUGAUAACGACCCCGUUGUGAAGUUCAGAUAUUUCCCCACAACUUCCAAAUUUGCCUCUGUGGAUGAAAACGCACAGAUCGGCACGGUGGUGGCUCUGCUCACCGUCUCGGAUUCGGACUCCCCCACAGCUAAUGGUAACAUAUCUGUCUCGAUCUUAGGGGGCAACGAGCAGAGGCACUUUGAAGUGCACACGUCCCCUGUGCCCAAUUUAAGUCUGAUCAAAGUGGCCAGCGUGUUGGACAGAGAGAGAAUUUCCUCAUACAACCUGACGGUGUCUGUGUCAGACAACGGCAGGCCAAUGGCCAGGUCCUCCUUUGCCAGUCUGGUUAUUUUUGUGAAUGAUAUCAACGAUCACCCGCCCAUAUUUCAGGAAACGCUGUACAGAGUAGAUAUCAGUGAAGACAUACCAAAAGGCAGCUACAUUAAAGGGGUUUCUGCAACAGAUGGUGACUCUGGGCAGAACGCCAACCUGCGCUACUCCCUGGUGUCUGGAAACGCUUUGGGCUGGUUCUCCAUCAGUGAAAACAGUGGUCUGGUUACCAGCGCUGCUUUGUUGGAUAGGGAAAUAGCAUCUGAAAUUGUGCUCAACAUUAGUGCCAAAGACCAGGGACUGCAGCCCAAGAUUUCUUACACUAAACUGAUAGUCAACAUCACUGAUGUGAACGACCAAGUGCCUACAUUCACACAAAGCACAUAUCACGUUUCCCUGGUGGAGCACGCUCCUGCUGGCACUGAGCUGCUGGUCCUGUCUGCCUCGGAUGACGACCUCGGCAACAACGGAUCUAUCCGGUUCUCAUUUGAAGCAGAGACUCCAGCCAGUGUCCAGGAGCUGUUUCGCCUGGAUGCCGUGUCAGGGCGAUUAAGCACAGCCGUGGAGCUUGACAGGGAGGAUCAGGCCUCCUACUUACUCCACAUCCAAGCAGCAGACGCAGGCAGCCCCCCUUUACACUCUGUAGGAAAAGUCAACAUCACGCUGUGGGAUAUCAAUGACAAUAGGCCGGUCUUCUACCCCGUGCAGUAUUUUGCCAACGUGAAAGAGAAUGAGCCCUCGGGCUCUUAUGUAACCACCGUUCUAGCCACAGACCCCGAUUUGGGGCGAAAUGGCACAGUCAAAUAUAUAAUUACAGCUGGAGACGCUUCCAAAUUCCGCAUUAAUAGCAACACGGGGAAAAUCACCACUCUGGUGCCCCUGGAUAGGGAGGAGAAAACUGCUUACCAGCUGCAGGUUACGGCGGCAGAUGGCAGCGGCCUGCGCUCAAACACUCAGGCCAUUGUGACUGUGACCGUCAUAGAUACGCAGGAUAACCCGCCGGUCUUCAGCCAGAAAGUGUACAGCUUUGUCAUGUUUGAAAAUGUGGCCCUUGGCACGGUUGUGGGGACAGUGUCAGCCACCACGGUUGAUCUGAACACAAACAUUUCGUAUCUCAUAACCUCCGGGGACCAGAGGGGGCUCUUUGCUGUUAACAGUGCAGGUCAGAUCACAGCGUCCAGUCAGAUAGACAGAGAGGAGCAGGGGUUUUAUCAGCUGAAGGUUGUAGCCAGAGCCGGGGAGAUCACAGGAGAGGCCUUUGUUAACAUCACCGUGAAGGACCUAAAUGAUAACGCUCCCCAUUUUAUUCACACCGUGGAGCACGUGAGCGCGGUGGAAAACUGGAGCACAGGCCACGUGAUUUUCCAGGCGAAAGCUUCGGAUCCCGACGAAGGUACGAACGGCAUGGUGGUCUACAGCCUCAAGGAGAACCCCAGAGGCCUGUUUCACAUCCACGAGAAGCGCGGCCUCAUCACGCUGACGGGGCCGCUGGAGGUCACGACGAGUUCGUACGAGGUCGAAGUCACCGCGUCGGACAUGGGCGUCCCCCGGCACACCUCCAGCCUGGUCCUCAUCGUCAGCGUUUACGACGUCAACGACAACUCGCCCGUGUUUGACCAGCUCUCGUACGAGGUCAUCAUCCUGGAAUCGGAGCCCGUCAACAGCCGCUUCUUCAAAGUGGAGGCCACCGACAAAGACUCUGGACUCAAUGGGGAGAUUAUGUAUGACAUCGCCGGUGGUAACACGGGUGAUGUGUUUGGCAUUUUCCCAGACGGGCAGUUGUACAUUAAAGCAGAGCUGGACAGAGAAAUCCAGGACAGAUACAAUUUGGUGGUCGUGGCCAAAGACAGGGCUGUGGAGCCUCUGAGCGCCACCGUCAAUGUCACUGUGAUCCUAGACGAUGUAAACGAUAACCGCCCCCUCUUUAACAGCACUAAUUAUGUGUUUCAUUUUGAGGAAGAGCAGAAGAGGGGGUCCCGGGUUGGGCAGGUUUUUGCCGAGGAUAAGGACUUUGGCCCCAACAGCGAGGUCAGAUACACGUUUGAGACUCCGCAGCCCAACUUCGAGCUGAACGCCAUCACAGGGGAGUUGACCAGCACGCUGCAGCUGGACCGCGAGUCCCUCAUGAGACAAAGAGGCGCCGCCGUCUUCAGCUUUGUGGUCGUCUCGUCAGACCAGGGUCUCCCCAAGCCCCUCAGAGACCAGGCUAAAGUGCAGGUUUACGUUCAAGACAUCAACGACAACCCGCCUAAGUUCACCAAAGACAUUUACCAGGCCUCCAUCUCAGAGUCGGCCCCGGACAUGACACAGCUGCUGAGGGUCUCUGCCUCAGACGUGGACGAGAACAAAAACGGACUGGUUCGCUAUCACGUCGCCGACGGCAACGAGGAGGGCCAGUUUAUGCUCGACAGCAGCACCGGACAGGUGACUUUAGUUGGAAGGCUUGACUAUGAAUCUACAUCCUCAUACUCACUGAAAAUCAUAGCUGUUGAUGCUGGAGCCGUGCCCUUGUCCUCCUCUUGUAUGCUGAGUAUUAGCAUCCUCGAUGAAAACGACAACUCCCCCUCCUUCCCCAAAUCCUCGCUGUCUGUAGACGUCCUGGAGAACAUGAGGAUAGGAGAGCUGGUGGCCUCAGUGACCGCCACUGAUGUUGAUUCGGGUCAGAACGCAGACAUCACUUACAGCAUCACAGCCACAAACAACCACGGCACGUUCAGCAUCAGCCCCAACACUGGCAGCAUAUUCUUAGUCAAGAAGCUGGAUUACGAAACUCAGUCGUUUUACAAGCUCAACAUCACCGCGAAGGACAACGGCAGACCGUCCCGCUCCUCGUCCAUCCCUGUCGUUAUCCACGUUAGGGAUUUUAACGACAACCCUCCCAUAUUUAGACCUGGGGACAUUUUCAAAUCCAUCCCUGAAAACCUUCCCAUCUCCACCUCUGUUAUGACCAUCACAGCUCAUGACACAGAUGCAGACAUAAACGGACAGCUGGAGUACUCCAUUGUUCAGCAGAUUCCCCGGGGAAGCCACUUCAGGAUUGACCCGAGCACUGGCCUCAUAUACACUAACAAGGAAAUCGACAGGGAGUUCUCCAAUCUGUUUGAGCUGACGGUCAAAGCCUCCGACCAGGCAGUUCCGGUUGAAUUCCGCCGAUUCGCCCUGAAAAAUGUCACAAUCUGGGUCACAGACCUGAAUGACAACAUCCCCACUUUCGUGUCUCAGAAUGCCCUGGUGGCUGAGCCCAACAUAGUGAUCGGCUCCAUCCUGACCACGGUGGUGGCCUUCGACCCCGACGACGGCGCGAACGGGGAAGUGGAGUACGAGCUGGUGGAGGGGGACUCGGACACUUUCAUCAUGGACCGGUACAGCGGGGACAUCCGCCUGGCUUCGCAGCUGGUCCCGUCCCGACUCAUCUACACCCUCACGGUGUCGGCCACCGACCACGGCACCGACCGCAAGACCUCCAGAACUGAGCUGACCAUCAUCCUGCAGGGGAUGGACGGGCCUGUUUUCUCCCAGCCCAAGUACAUCACCAUCCUCAAAGAGGGCCAGCCACCAGGCACCAACGUCAUCUCCCUGGACGCCUCGAGCCCCAGAGGCUCUGCGAGCAAAGUGGAGUAUUUCAUUGUGGCAGUGCGGAGUGGUGGGAAAGCCGUGGGGCGCCUUUUCACCAUCGGCCGCCACACGGGAGUCAUACAGACGGCCGCGGAGCUGGAUCGAGAACAAGGCUCCGACCUCUACCUGGUGGAUGUGUACGCCAUCGAGACAGACGCCAGCCAGCCCAGAACACAGCGUGCUGAGGUGGAGAUCACGCUGCAGGACGUCAAUGACAACCCGCCCGUUUUCCCCAAUGACAUUCUGGACGUGACCAUUGAGGAGAACAUCGGAGAUGGCUUCAAGAUAAUGCAGCUAACAGCCACGGACGCAGACGAGGGCCCUAAUGCUCUCGUGACCUACACCAUCAUCAGCGGGGCGGACGACAGCUUCCGCAUCGACCCCGAGUCCGGCGAUCUGAUCGCCACCAAGAAACUGGACCGGGAGCGCCGCUCGAAGUACUCGCUUCUGGUGCGGGCGGACGAUGGGAAGCAGUCGUCCGACAUGAGGCUGAACAUCACGGUCAAGGACGUCAACGACCACACGCCCAAGUUCUCCCGCGUCACGUACUCGUUCGAUAUCCCCGAAGACAUGGCGUCAGGCUCCAUCGUGGCGGCGAUCCUCGCCAGCGACUCUGACUCAGGGGUGAACGGCGAGGUCACGUACUCGCUGGAGGACGACGACGAGGACGAGACGUUCCUCCUGAACCCCGUGACGGGGGUUUUCAACGUGACGCGUCCGCUCGACUACGAGAGCCAGCAGUACUACAUCCUGACGGCGAGGGCCCGGGACGGCGGCGGGCAGGCCAGCACGGUCAGAGUGUACUUCAACGUGCUGGACGUGAACGACAACCCGCCCGUCUUCAACACCACGGUGUACAGCGCGUCCGUCUCCGAGAGUCUGCCGCCCGGAUCCAGCAUCGUCACGGUCGGGGCCAGUGAUGCAGACGAUGGUCCAAACGCACAGCUCCUCUACAAAAUAGCCUCUGGUGAUCCCCAGGGCCACUUUGUCCUCACCAAGGAAGGCGUCCUCCAGUCCAAGAAGACCCUGGACAGGGAAACCCAGUCUUUCUACAACCUGGUGAUCACGGUCAACGACCUGGCCCCGCCUCCCAUGUCCCGCUUCACCAGCACCGCCCAGGUGUCGAUCAUCCUCCUGGACGUCAACGACUGCUCGCCGACGUUCACCUCCCAGAAGAUGACCUACAUCCAGGAGAACACGCCAGUUGACACGGUGGUGUUCACCGCCAAAGCCACGGAUGCCGACAGCGGCCCCAACAGCUACGUGGAGUACUCCCUCAAAGGACCUUUCGGCAACAAGUUCAGCAUCAGCACGAUAGACGGGGACGUCCGGUUGGUCGGGGAACUGGACAGAGAGGAGCUUUCAAACUACACGCUCACAGUCGUAGCUACGGACAAAGGCGAGCCCCCCCUCUCCUCGACCAUGGACGUGACCAUGCUGGUCCUGGACGUCAACGAUAACACGCCGAGCUUCUCGCAGAACAUCUACGACAUCGAGAUCGAGGAGAACACCUUGACGGGGACCGACGUCAUCCAGGUGUUCGCCAGCGAUGCCGACGAUGGCACCAACGGGCAGAUCCGCUUCUCCAUCUCCGGGGGGAACACCAACUCUGAUUUCAGGAUCGACUCGGUCACGGGGGUGAUUUCAGUGGCCAAGCAGCUGGACCGCGAGGCGCGUUCGUCCUACUCGCUGGUGGUCCAGGCCGCGGAUCGCGGCAGCAGCACCAGAGUGGACCGAGCAACCGUCAACAUCGUGUUGCUGGACGUCAACGAUUGCUCGCCCGUGUUCGAGCUCUCCCCGUACACGGUCAACGUCCAGGAGAACCUCGAGAACCUGCCGAAAAACAUUCUGCAGGUCGUAGCCAGAGACGACGACCAGGGCGCCAACGGUCAGCUGAGCUACAUGCUGAGCGGCGGGAACGACGAGGGCGCCUUCACGCUGUCGUCCAGCGGCCAGCUGAGCCUGACCCAGACGCUGGACCGCGAGGCUCAGGGGAAAUACACCCUGCUGAUCACAGCCACCGACUCAGGCUCUCCGUCGCUGAGCGGGACGGGCACGGUGACGGUCCUGGUGGACGACGUCAACGACAACAUCCCCGUUUUCACCUCCACCAACUUCCACACCACCAUCACGGAGGACGCCCCCACCGGCACCGACGUGCUCCUGGUCAACAGCUCGGACGCAGACGUGGGCGUCAACGGCGUCAUAAGCUACAGCCUGAGCGGAGGACACGGCCAGUUCUCUAUCAACCCGGCCACAGGACAGAUUAUCACCAGCUCCCUGCUGGACCGAGAGGACAGGGCCAAUUACCAGCUGCUGGUUGUGGCAACAGAUGGAGGGCAGCCCGAGGGUUUGUCCAGCUCGGCUACUGUGUCAGUGACGGUGGCCGACAUCAACGACAACCCACCGCGCUUCCACCACCACCCUUACGUCACCCACAUCCCCGCCUCCACCGCGGCAGGGUCCUUGGUUUUUGCUGUUACCGUCACCGAUGAGGACUCGGGUUCCAACGCUCAGCUCCACUACUCCCUGACGGGGUACAACUCUGAGAAGUUCAAGAUCGACCCAGUCAGAGGGGCCAUCACUGCCAACGAGAAGCUGACCGGAAACUCAGAAGUCACCCUGAUGGUGCGGGUGAAAGACGGCGGUGCUAAUCCCAAAACGGACACGACCACCGUGACCGUGCGCUUAGUCACCGGAGGAAACUUCCCCGUUAUCAAGCUGAAGGAGCGCGCGUUCACGUUCCCCGAGAGCAAGCCCAACAACCACGUCGUUACCACGGUGACUGGAUCCUCCAUGAGGGGUGGGCCGCUGUCGUAUUACAUCGCCAGCGGCAACCUGGAUAACGCCUUUCAUAUAGACCAGCUGUCAGGCGAGCUUUCAAUCCGACAUCCGCUGGAUUAUGAACACAUUCAGAAGUAUGUUCUCUGGAUCGAGGCCAGAGAUCAAGGCUUCCCACCUUAUUCCUCUUAUGACAAGGUGGAAAUAACGGUGCUGGACGUGAACGACAACCACCCGGUGUUCAAUAAGGAUCCUUUUCACGCUGAGAUACUGGAGAACCUUUCGCCCCAGCGAGUGCUCAUGGUCUCCGCUGUUGAUCUGGAUAGUGGGCCAAACGGGCAGCUGGAAUACGCCAUCAUCGAGGGCAACAAGGAGAACAGCUUCAGCAUUAAUCGAGCCACAGGUGAAAUACGAACCACCAGGCCGCUGGACCGGGAAAAGGUGGCUCUGUAUACUUUGAAAGUGAAAGCCACUGACCGGGGUUUGCCUCCCAAAAACGCAGCGGUCAAAGUGCUAAUCAAUGUACUGGAUGUCAACGACAAUGCCCCGAGGUUUUCCAAGAUCUUUAGUAGCACGGUGGCUGAAAACGCUCCGGUGGGUUACACUGUCACCAGAGUCACCACCACGGACGAGGACGCUGGCUCAAAUGCCAUUAGCAGAUAUUCGAUUACAGACACCAGCCUCCCAUUCAGCAUUAAUCCAAACACGGGAGACAUAACAAUUAGCAGGCCGCUCAAUAGAGAAGAUACUAGUCACUACAUCGUCAAAGUGACUGCCCAUGACUCUGGCUGGACAGUAAGCACAGACGUCACCAUAUUCAUCACAGAUAUAAAUGAUAACGCCCCCAGAUUUAGUCGACCGUCUUACUACCUGGACUACCCCGAGCUGACGGAGGUGGGCUCCCUGGUCACACAGGUGUCUGCCACCGAUCCCGAUGAAGGUUUCAACGGCAAAAUCUUCUAUUUCAUCCGAUCCCAGUCAGAGUACUUCAGGAUUAACGCCAGCUCCGGGGAGAUAUUUGUGAAGCAGCAGUUAAAAUAUCAGAACUCGACAGGCGCUAGUAGUUUAAAUAUAAACCGCCACAGCUUCAUUGUCACGGCCUCAGACCGAGCGGUCAAGCCUCUGAUGAGUGAGACGACGGUGAUUGUAAACAUUGUCGACAGUAAUGAUAAUCCUCCCGAGUUUGAUUCGCCCGGCUACUUCACACCUGUCACUAAAAGUGUCAAGGUUGGUACCAGACUGAUCCGAGUUGUAGCUCAUGAUAAAAAAGACUUUGGCCUUAAUUCUGAGGUGGAGUACUUAAUAGUGGGUGGCAACAGCUCCAAUAAGUUCAAACUUGACAAGACAAGUGGAUGGAUUACUGUUGCCUCGUCCCUUACGUCUGAUAUGAAUAAAAUGUUCCUCAUUGAGAUCACGGCAAGUGACAGAGGAAACCCUCCUUUGUCGUCGCGAACGUCGGUGAAGAUCGCAGUCACAGAGGAAAACCACCACACACCCGAGUUUUCACAAAGCCAAAUCUCAGCUACUGUACCUGAAAGCCUUGCUGUGGGAACAGCAAUACGAACUCUGUCCGCCAGAGACAAAGAUAAAGAAAUGAAUGGCCUUAUCACCUACAGUAUAACUUCAGGCAACGACAAAGGUCUCUUUGAACUUAAUAGUAAAACUGGAGUGUUAUCCCUGGCUCUUCCUCUGGACUUUGAAGAAAAGCAGCAACACGAGCUUAGAGUUUCAGCCACCGAUGGAGGUUGGAUUGCAAAAACAAGCUAUGUCUCUGUUACAGUACACGUGACGGAUGUGAACGACAACCCUCCCGUGUUUGACCCGGACGAGUACUUCCCCGUUGUGCAGGAGAACGUCCCCAGUGGCACCACCGUGGUCAAGAUGAACGCCAUCGACCGCGAUUCAGGAGCUAAUGCAGUCAUGGCGUAUGUAAUUCAGUCAUCAGACAGUGACCUCUUUGUCAUUGACCCGAACACAGGCACCAUCACCACCCAGGGCUUCUUGGAUUAUGAAGCUAAACAGGUCUACCAUUUAACAGUUAAGGCCUUCAAUGUCCCAGACGAGGAGCGCUGCAGCUUCGCCAAUGUCAACAUUCAGCUAAAAGGAGCCAAUGAAUACGUACCUCGCUUUGUCUCCAAACAGUACUACUUUGAAAUCUCUGAAGCUGCUCCAAAAGGCACAGUGGUUGGGGAAGUUUUUGCCAGCGAUCGGGACCAAGGAGAUGAUGGAGUGGUUUACUACCUCAUUUUUGGUAAGAGCAGAAAGAAAGGCUUUGGCAUCAACAAGAAAACUGGCCAGAUUUAUGUCACAGGUACUUUAGACCGUGAGAAAGAGGAAAAGAUUUCACUGAAAGUGUUGGCCAAGAACGCAGGGAGCAUUCGGGGCGCAGACAUCGAUGAGGUGUUUGUGAAUAUCACCAUCCUCGAUGCCAACGAUCCACCUGUUUUUACCCAGGAAUUGUAUGAUGUGCAGGUUAGUGAAGGUCUGUCACCUGGUGGUCUCGUUACCUUUGUGCGGGCCGAAGACUCAGACUCAGUCCCAAGCUGGAGCAGAUUUUCUUACUCCAUCGCUCCUGAAUUUGACAAAAAUGUUUUUACUAUCGACCCGAAAACUGGCCAAGUGUCUGUGGCUGCAGAGCUAGACAGAGAAACAACUCCUGUGUAUAAUCUGACGGUUCUUGCUGUGGAUACUGGCACGCCUCCGGCAACCGGAAGCACCACUGUGAUCGUGAAUCUGGAAGAUAUCAAUGAUAACGGCCCUACGUUGACGACCGCCUAUGCUGAGGUAAUGGAGAACCAGAGAGCUGGCACGGCCGUCACAACAUUAACUGCCUCUGACCCAGAUCUACCACCCAACCAAGGCCCUUUCUUGUACAGCCUCCUCAGUUCUGGCUCUGCCAACAGCUACUUCAGCCUUAGUCAUGCUGGCGUGUUAACCACCAGUCGGGAAAUCGACAGAGAACAGAUUAGUGAUUUCUACCUCUCUGUUGUGAUCAAGGACUCUGGUUUGCCUCAGAUGUCCUCCACGGGAACCAUUCACGUCAAGAUUAACGAUCAGAAUGAUAAUCCUUCAGAGCCGAGGUCUGUGGAAAUCUAUGUCCACUACUUUGGAAACAUGUUUCCUGGAGGUUCUUUGGGAGACGUCAAACCCCAAGACCCCGACAUUCAGGACAGAUUCCACUGCUCCCUUAUCCCUCCAUCCUCCGGUCUGUUUAGUAUUCCAGCUGGAACGUGCAACCUCAACUCUAAAGCUCGCUCAGCAGAUGGAUCUUUUGAGCUAACUGUCCGCAGCAGUGACGGUGUCCAUGGUUCAGUCAGCAACACAGCCAGAGUCCUCUUCAUGGGCUUCACCAAUGCCACAGUGGACAACAGUAUACUCAUUCGGCUCCACUCUGAAGGAGUCAAAAGCUUUCUCACCAACCACUACCUCAGCUUCUUACGCAUUGCCAACUCUCAGCUAGCCGGACUAGGCACCGGGGUGCUGCUUUAUGGAGCGUUUGAGCUCAACAAUCAGACUUUCCUAAUGGCAGCUGUAAAACGAGGCCAUGGACAAUAUGUUAACCCCAGCGGUGUGGCCACAUUCUUCCAGAGUAUCAAAGACAUUUUAUAUAGACAGAGCGGGGUGCAAAUAGACGCGGUGGACCAUGAUCCUUGCACACGUAACCCGUGCCAGAAUGGAGGCAGCUGCAAGAGGCGUCUCAGUGUCGGGCCUGAUAUGAAGACAGAAGAAAGCGUCCCCGUGAUCCUUGUUUCCAACCACCCCCUGCAGCCCUACGCCUGCAGCUGCAGGCCAGGCUACACCGGGGCUCUGUGUGAGACUGACAUCGAUGAGUGCCAGCCAUCGCCCUGCCACAAUGGCGGCACCUGCCAUAAUCUGGUGGGGGGUUUCUCCUGCACCUGUCCUGAGGGUUUCACCGGGAUGGCCUGUGAGAGGGAUAUCAACGAAUGCCUUUCCAAUCCCUGCAAGAAUGGGGCGCUGUGCCAGAACUUCCCCGGCGGCUUCAACUGCCUCUGUAAAUCCGGCUUUGCAGGCAAAACGUGUGAUUCCAUCAUCAAUCACUGUGAGUGUAACCCGUGUUUUAAUGGCGGGUCCUGUCAGAACCGGGUGGACGGAUAUUACUGUCAUUGUCCGUUUGGGGUUUUCGGGAAACACUGCGAACUGAACAGCUAUGGCUUUGAGGAGCUCUCCUACAUGGAGUUUCCAUCUCUGGAUCCCAACAAUAACUACAUAUAUAUCAAGUUUGCUACCCUGCAGAGCAACGCGCUGCUUAUGUACAACCACGAUAACCAGACCGGAGACAAGGCGGAAUUCCUGGCGUUGGAGAUCUUCGAGGGACGGAUGCGCUUCUCUUUCAACUUGGGGAGUGGAACUUAUAAACUGAUGACUAUGAUAAAAGUUUCAGACGGGCAGUUCCACACCGUCAUCGCCAGGAGAGCGGGGAUGGCCGCAUCCCUGACCGUUGACCUGUGUGGCGACGACCAGGAACCGGGCUACUGCGCCGUGAGCAACGUGGCCGUCCACACCGACUGGAUCCUGGACGUGCAGCCCAACAGGCUCUCGGUGGGAGGCGUCAGGUCAAUAGAACCUGUCCUUCAUCGGCGCGGUCAGGUCGCCACCCACGACUUCAUCGGCUGCAUCAUGGAGUUCGCCGUCAACGGCCGCCCGCUGGAGCCCAGUCAGGCGCUGGCAUCGCGUGGCAUCCUUGACAGAUGUCCGAGACUGGAAGGAGCCUGCACCGCCAGCCCCUGCAGACACGGGGGAACCUGUUUGGACCACUGGUCCUGGCAGCAGUGCCAGUGCAUGGAGGGCUUCACUGGCAAGUUCUGUGAGAAGUACAUGACGGCGGACACUGCCCUGUCUCUGGACGGCACCGGCCGCCUGGACUACUCCCUGAAGCAGGGCCCCAAGCGCGACGUCCUGCUGAGGCGCUCCCUCCCGGGCACGACCCCCGACCCCGCCGCUCCCAGCAGCUUGGAGGUGAAGUUCAGGACGCGCAGCAAGAGCGGCACUCUGCUGCACGUGCAGGAGAGCAGCAACUACACCACGGUCAAGCUGAGGAACGGCAACAUCCAGUACAUCUCGGACGCCGGCGUCGGCGGGAAGGUGGAGCGCACCGUGGCGGACGCCGUGCUCUCGGACGGCCAGUGGCACACCCUCCACCUGGUCAAGAACGGCUCCACCACCGUGCUCCACGUGGACCACGACUACCACAGGGUCAUCCAGCACCCCACCCAGGACUUCGGAGGGCUCGACGUUUUGACCUUCGCCCUCGGAGGGAUCCCGCCCGGACCCGCGCAGCAGAAAACCGGAGCAGGUUUUGACGGCUGCCUGGCGUACGUGAAGUACAACGGGGAAAACCUGCCGUUCACCGGAGACCACAGCCUCGUCACCUUAGCCAAGACCAGUUCGUCCGUCAAGAUCGGCUGCAGGGGCCCCAACGUGUGCGAGAGCAGCCCGUGCCCGGACGGCCUGAUGUGCGUCAACCAGUGGUACGAACACCAGUGUGUCUCUCCCGGAGACUGUGCUUCCAAUCCCUGCCAGAACCAAGGCAGCUGCGUGCCGGACCUCCGCUCGGGUUUCACCUGCGUCUGCUCCGAGUUCUACACAGGCAAGACUUGUGAGACCUUGGUGGCCUGCCUGGGUGUCCAGUGCCCUCAGGGCACCGUCUGCAACACGGCCAAUAACGGUGGAUUUGUGUGCAGCCCCAGCCCCACAGCGGAGACCAUGGUCCUCCCCAUCUGGGCGGUGCCGGCUAUCGUCGGCAGCUGCGCCACCGUCCUCGCCCUGGUGGUGCUCAGCCUGAUUCUGUGCAACCACUGCAAGGAUCGCAACAAGACCAAAGUGCCAAAGGAGCCCAAGGAGAAGAAACCCAAGGAGAAGAAGAAGAAGAAGAAGAAGAAGGGUAGCGAAAAUGUGGCGUUCGAUGACCCGGAUAACAUCCCGCCGUACGGGGAUGACAUGACGGUACGGAAGCAGCCAGAGGGGAACCCCAAACCGGACAUCAUCGAGAGGGAGAACCCUUAUCUGAUCUACGACGAAACAGACAUUCCCCACAACAAUGAGACGGUCCCGAGUGCGCCCUGUGCCCCCUGCAACGGCCCGGAAGCAGAUAUCGAACACUACGAUAUAGACAACGCCAGCAGCAUCGCCCCUUCAGAUGCAGACAUCAUCCAGCACUACAAGCAGUUCCGUAGUCACACGCCGAAGUUUUCCAUCCAGAGACACAGCCCGCUGGGCUUCGCCAGACAGUCGCCGCUACCCCUGGGAGCCACGAGCUACACCUACCAGCCUCAGUACACGCAAGCGCUGAGGUCCACUCCGCUCAGCCACUCCCACUCAGCCUGCCCCACCCCGAACCCCCUCUCCAGACACUCCCCAGCCCCGUUCACCAAGCCCUCCUCUUUUUACCGAAACACCCCAACCAGAGAACUCAACCUCGCUCGUCGUGAGGGCAGCCCCCUCGACCUGCACAACGACAUGUGCCAACCGCCACCCAUGUUCAACUACGCCACCCGGCUGGGGAGGCGCAGCAAGAGUCCGCAGACCAUGGCCGGCCACGGCCACACCUCCAGGCCCGGCAGCCGGCUGAAGCAGCCGAUCGAGCAGAUCCCCCUGGAGACGGGGCCUCCCGUGGGACUGUCCAUCGAGGAGGUGGAGCGGCUCAACACGCCGCGCCCGCGCAACCCCAGCAUCUGCAGCGCCGACCACGGGCGCUCCAGCUCGGAGGAGGACUGCCGCAGGCCGCUGUCAAGGGUUCGCAAUCCCGCCGACGGCAUCCCUGCCCCGGAGUCCUCUUCGGAAAGUGACUCACACGACUCCUUCACCUGCUCGGAGAUGGAGUACGACCGGGAGAAACCCGUGUCUUACAGCUCCCGGGUUCCCAAGCUCUCGCAAGUCAACGAGUCCGACGCCGACGACGAGGACUACGGCGGGAGGCUCAAGCAGAGGCGGUACUCGAGCCGGAGAGCGGAAGGAGGGCCUGGCGUCGCCCAGAUGCCUCCUACCGAGCAGCACUACACCCUGCCCCACAAACUGGGCCAGCAAGCCGGGGGCUUCAACUGGGACAAUCUGUUGAACUGGGGCCCCGGCUUUGGACAUUAUGUAGAUGUGUUCAAGGACUUAGCCUUGCUCCCUGAGAACGCGGCAGCAAAAGACAUUGAAAUGAACAGUGGGGAUGGCUCGGUGACUAUCCUAAACGAAGGAGAAGCUGAGCAAUAUGUAUGAGACUAUUUAUUACUGUGUUGUAGAAUAUGGUGAUGUUCUCCAUUUUAAAAAAAAAAAAGAAAAGAAAAAAGACUGUAUAUUUUGAGAGAACAUUGGACUUCGUGUUUUUUUUUUGUUUUUUUUUUUUACAUUACUCAAAAUAAAAAAGACGACUUUCAAUGCAGUAAGGCAGAAACACCUGAAAACAGUGACAGCUUUUGUCAUUUGCCACCUUGGAAUAGUUUACCAGCCUCUUCUGGGUUCGACCUGUACAAAUUGUGCACUCCAUCUCUCCGAGGCCUCGUUACGGCGUAUCCGAUGACACCGAGAGGCUCAAAAGCAGAAAUCCCUGUCUGAAUUCAAUUUAGCGGGUCCGAGGCUCCGUUUUCACGUUAUCUUGAUCAAACAUUUCUGCUCCAUAUUACCAGUAUUGCCUCUCUCUCUCGUGUCCAAAAAAAAAAAAAAAAAACUUCUGUCACAUUCGCAGCUGAGAGAUAAGAGUAGAUAACGCACGCAGGAAGAGAAUUUCAGCAAGAGAGAAACUUUAUCUAGGGGUCGAAUUUUAUUUUACUUGAAAGGAAGCAUGUGUGUUUGAUCCGACUGCACCUGUAGGUGACAGGACGCGGCCCCCGGUGUGAAAGUGAGUGCACCGCUUCGCUCGCACGGUAUUGCAGUGUUAUGACCCCCCUCCCACCCCCCCACCCCUCUGUCUUGUGCGACUGCCUUCGUCCCGCCGUGUUUUCUCACAGAAGACUGGCUAAACUCUCCAAGAGUGAAGAUUUAAUCGAGUCCCCUGCCUUACAGACAUUUGAGGAUUUCAGUUUGGGAGAGACCUUCUCCUCCUCUUCUGUUUUUCUGGCCUAAGUUCAGGAGGAGGAGGAGGAAGGGUUUGUUUCGCAUUCUCUGACCAGCCAAGUGUUUUCUCGGGCAACGCUGAUGAUGAUGUUGAUGAUCCUGUAAACACGACCCCCCCACCCCCAACCCACCCCAACUAAAACACUAUGAACUUGUGUACAUUUUGUUAAUCCAUGGGUAAUCGUGGAGCCAUUUUCAUCAUGUUGUUGGUGUCCUUGUUCAUUAUUUUGACAUGUAUGGUUUCUACAUUUUUGUACUGUUUAUUAACUUAAAUUACUUAAGCUGUGUUUUUAUGGAUAUUUUCAUAUGCUGAAAUGUAUGUCCUUACUUUCGGGGAAAGUAAGAUUGAAGACUUAUUUUUUACAUUUGUUACAUAUGUAACAUCAGUAUUUUCCACUUUUGAUAAAACUAUAACAUGCUGUAUGCUUUGUACCUGUAAAAAGCCAAUAACAGAAUAAAAAAAAGUAUUUAUUUAAAAA
Messenger RNA from Mugil cephalus (flathead mullet), 16702 nucleotides. RefSeq names its product protocadherin Fat 4. The coding region runs from base 468 to 15389 and encodes 4973 amino acids. Gene Ontology annotation, cellular component: plasma membrane; cell-cell junction. Gene Ontology annotation, biological process: homophilic cell-cell adhesion. The transcript is spliced from 17 exons. NCBI's taxonomy places the organism in Eukaryota, Metazoa, Chordata, Actinopteri, Mugiliformes, Mugilidae. The record is from RefSeq and is a predicted model, not a curated record. Gene Ontology annotation, molecular function: calcium ion binding.